GGAGAGAGCGGUGACAAAAACAACGGCUGGAAUACCCGCAAUCGCACGUGGAAACCGAUGACAGCGCCACUGAAUCCGGUCCAGCACAGAUCCAAAACAGGAAGGGCACCGGUGGCAGUACAGAUCAGUGAUGAGUGCUGAUUUGAUGAAGAGGGAGUGUGUCAACAGAGAGUGCAUUAACCUGCACUGAACUGGAUUAGCCACUAUUUACACUAUGAUGGAGGGAACAAGCCAGGCGGCGGCGGACGCGGGUGGCGACCAUGCCACCAGCAUGGCCGUGACUACGGUGGAAAGGGCAGACGUGGCCAGUCCCAGUCCGGUGGCCAAGCAGAGGAGCCUGCGUGCCGUGUACGUGCUGAACGAUGGUCUGAAAGCCGUAGCAGCGAACAGCCCGGAGUCAGGAGCGUUGCAGUGCCUGCAGCGGGCAUGCGAUGCCGAGAGUGCCAUCCUUACCACUGUUACUUUUGGAAGGCUCGACUUCGGGGAGACGACCGUGCUCGAUACGUUUUACGAUGCAGACAUCGCAGUUGUGGACAUGAGCGAUGUGUUCAGACAGCCGUCGCUCUUUUAUCAUCUGGGAGUCCGUGAGAGCUUCGACAUGGCCAACAACGUCAUCCUUUACCACGACACGGACCCUGACACGGCACAGUCGCUGAAGGACAUGGUGGCCCAGAAAAACACAGCCUCCAGUGGGAACUACUACUUCAUACCGUACGUCAUGACGCCCAAUAACGAAUACAUCUGCUGCGAGAACGUGGCACAGCGAAGGGCGUCCGAGUACAUGCAGCCCAGCUGGGACAACCUGCUCGGACCUCUGUGCGUCCCACUCGUGGAUCGCUUCGUCAGCCUCCUUAAAGACAUCCACGUAACAUCCUGCGCUUCAUUUAAAGACACCCUGUUGAACGACAUCCGCAAAGCUCGGGAGAAGUACCAGGGAGAGGAGCUGGCUAAGGAACUGUCCAGGAUCAAGCUGCGCAUCGAUAACACAGAGGUUCUGACUCAGGAUAUCGUGAUGAACCUGCUCUUCUCUUACAGAGACAUUCAGGACUAUGAUGCCAUGGUCAAACUGGUACAGACUCUCGAGAUGCUGCCAACCUGCGACCUGGCCAAUCAGCCCAUGAUCCAGUUUCACUACGCCUUCGCUCUCAACAGGCGGAACAGCCCAGGUGACAGGGAGCAGGCUUUACGGGUGAUGCUGCAGGUCCUCCAGUCAUGCGACCACCCGGCCCCGGACAUGUUUUGCCUGUGCGGCCGCAUUUACAAGGACGUUUUUCUCGACUCGGACUGCAAGGACACCAAGAACAGAGACAACGCCAUUCAGUGGUACCGGAAGGGGUUUGAAUUACAGCCCACUUUGUACUCGGGGAUUAAUCUGGCUGUGCUCCUAAUAGUUUCUGGACAGCAGUUUGAGAGCUCUAUUGAACUCAGGAAGAUAGGUGUGAGGCUGAACAGUCUGCUGGGCAGGAAGGGCAGUCUGGAGAAAAUGAAUAACUACUGGGAUGUGGGGCAGUUCUUCACGGUCAGCAUGCUGGCCAAUGACAUCCCUAAAGCGGUGCAGGCCGCUGAGAAGCUCUUCAAACUCAAACCUCCGUUCUGGUAUUUACGCUCGGUGGUGCAAAACCUGAAGCUGAUCCAGCACUUUAAAAAGCAGAACAUGGAGCAUUCGCCUCAGAGAGAGAGACUCAACUUCUGGAUGGACAUUAUCGUAGAGGCGACACAAGGAACCACCAACAGCCUGCGCUUCCCGGUGUUGAUUCUUGAGCCCACCAAAGUGUACCAACCUUCGUACGUGUCCAUCAACAGUGAAGCUGAAGAGAAGAACGUGUCCAUCUGGCAUGUUUCUCCUGCUGAAACGAAAGGAAUCCAUGAAUGGAACUUCACAGCUUCAUCUAUCAAAGGAAUCAGCAUCUCCAAAUUCGACGAGCGCUGCUGCUUCCUGUACGUGCACGACAACUCGGAUGAUUUUCAGAUCUAUUUCUCAACCGAGGAACAGUGCGGCAGGUUCUGCUCUAUGGUGAAGGAGUUGAUCUCUGAUGGAUCGGGGAACGCUGUGGAGCUGGAGGGAGAGGGAGACGGAGACACUCUGGAGUACGAAUACGACUACAACGAGAACGGGGACAGAGUGGUGCUCGGCCGGGGUACGUACGGAGUGGUGUACGCCGGCAGAGACCUGAGCAACCAGGUUCGAAUCGCCAUCAAGGAGAUUCCCGAGCGAGACAGCAGGUACUCGCAGCCGCUGCACGAGGAGAUCGCCCUGCACAAAUACCUGAAGCACAGGAACAUCGUUCAGUACCUGGGGUCCGUGUCUGAGGACGGAUACAUCAAGAUCUUCAUGGAGCAGGUUCCUGGAGGUAGUCUCUCAGCACUGCUCCGGUCUAAGUGGGGUCCUCUAAAAGAAGCCACUAUCAUCUUCUAUACCCGACAAAUCCUGGAAGGACUACGGUACCUGCACGAAAAUCAGAUCGUCCACCGGGAUAUAAAGGGGGACAACGUUUUAGUCAACACCUACAGCGGCGUUUUGAAGAUCUCGGAUUUCGGCACGUCGAAGAGGCUGGCCGGGGUCAACCCCUGCACCGAGACCUUCACAGGUACCCUGCAGUACAUGGCCCCUGAGAUCAUCGAUAAAGGGCCCCGGGGUUACGGGGCUCCGGCUGACAUGUGGUCCCUGGGGUGUACGAUCAUAGAGAUGGCGACGGGCAAACCCCCAUUCCAUGAGCUCGGGGAGCCCCAGGCGGCCAUGUUCAAGGUCGGCAUGUUCAAGAUCCACCCCGAGAUCCCCGAGUCGCUCUCCCCCGAGGCCAAGUCCUUCAUCCUGCGCUGCUUCGAGCCCGAUCCCAGCAAGAGAGCCACGGCCGGAGAUCUGCUCAAGGACCUGUUCGUUCGUCAUAACAUCAAGGGCAAGAAGAACAAGAUCGCAUUCAAACCCUCAGACUACAUCCGCAGCGUAUCUCUGCCGGUCCAGCUGCAGGCCGAGGCGGCCGGGAGCAGCAGCAGCGAGCCGGGCUCCGUAUCGCCGGACUGCGACUCCAAACACGACGUCUUCUUCCAGAAGAAGAAGCGAUCGGGCUCGGAGAACCUCAUCAAACCGGUGACGUCCAGCUUUCUCAGCGUUCCUGAUGAGAGUCCUACAUCAGAGGACCGUAGUUCCCCGGCGUCGUCCGAGAACAGCGACUCGGGCCUCUUCCUUCUGAAGAAAGACAGCGAGAGGCGUGAUAUACUCUACAAAGUUCUCAAUGAAGACCAGGAUAAGGUCACGUCUAACCUUCUGGAGAACCACGUGCAGGGCAGCACCGAGGAGCUGAAACUGUCGGUGGAUCAUAUUAAGCAGAUCAUCUGUAUCCUGCGGGACUUCAUUCGUUCUCCUGAGCGGCGCGUCAUGGCCUCGACCAUCUCCAAGCUCAAACUGGACCUGGACUUCGACAGCACCUCCAUCAACCAUAUCCAGCUGGUUCUGUUCGGCUUUCAGGACUCUGUGAAUAAAGUGCUGAGGAACCAUCACAUUAAGCCCCACUGGAUGUUUGCGAUGGAUAAUAUUAUCAGACGGGCGGUGCAGGCUGCCGUCACCAUAUUAAUUCCAGAACUGCAGACUCACUUCGGCCCGGCGUCGGAGAGCGAGGGGGCCGAGAAGGACGUGGACGUGGAGGAGGUGGACGCCGACCUCGGCGCCGUCGAGCACAUCACCCAAGAGGACACGGGUCUCACCUCGGGGGUCAGCACCCUCAGCUCGGUCGUUUCACACGAGUCCCAGAGGCCGUCGCACCCGUUCGGGGCCCAGCUCACCCGCCUCAAACAGGAGACGAGCAGGCUUCUGGAGGAACUGGUACAGAAGGAGAAAGAGUACCAGCAGGUACUGAGACACACUCUCCAGCAGAGGGCGCACGACCUGGAGCUUUUCAGACUGAGAAACCAGCCCACACCUACUACAGACGCUCCCUCUACAUCCAUUUUCCACAUCACGGUAGAACCUGAACCUGAUAAGGAACUGACCGCCUGGCUGAAGGAACUGGGUGCGGAUUCAGAAACCAUAGACAAGUUCGUCAUGGAGGACUACACACUGAAUGACAUUCUCAAUGACAUCACCAAAGAGGACCUGCAUUACAUGAGACUGCGGGGCGGCGUGCUGUGCCGUAUAUGGAGGGCCAUCCAGAGGCAUCGCGGCCGAGAGCAGAGAAGAACACGGAGUCACGACGAGACCUCAGAAGGAUGAGCGACACAUUUUCCUCUAACACAAACCCGAACUCACAGCACUCACGAAUUCACACGGACGCCGAUCAUCACCUGUUCCGAACAUGCCAUUAUGCAGAUGCGUUCCGAGUACGUCGAGGACUCGCUCUACCGGUUCUCGCGUGUGAGCGUUCGUUUUCACUUUUCCUGCCGCUUCAGAUUUGCAUAGCGGGUUCGUCGUCCGGUCAUUCUGAACCUUUUCCUUGACGCCGAAGCCCCGAGUGCUGUUUUUAAUUGACGUUUCUGCACGGAAAUUGGCCUUGGGUUCUACUCUGGAGGGGCCUGCGUUGUUUUUUAGCUUGUCUUGUUUUUAAUCCAGCGAUGGGAAGAGUGGCGGUUGACGAGGCUCGUAUUUCCUGCAAUAUGAUCGCUGUUGCUGAUUCAUUCCUCACACAUCCACGCUUGUCAGCUGUGUGUUUUGGGUGCUUGGUCGCAGGUGAAAGUGACUACUGUGUGUGUUUUACCACACGUCGACUGUCUUUAGUCUGGGAAAAACAAUAGGAUUCAUGUUUCUUAGCUUUUAGCUGGUAAAAAAACAUUAAUAUUUACAAUAAUUAAGGUCCUAGAAUUGAGCCUUGUGGGACUAAAAUUUUACCUAAAAAUUUGGACUAUUAAGACAUAAUUUUGUAUGAAAUAAGAACUACAUUAACUUAACAUUAAUAUAUACAAAUGUACAUUUUAAAAUACACUACAUGGCCAAAAGUAUUUGGACACCUGACCAUCCUAUUUCAAAAACGAAUGGUAUUAUUAAAUGGGAUCUUUUCAUCCAUAACAACAGCCACUCUUCUUCCUGAGAAGGCAUCUCACAAGACUGAAGUGGAACUGGCUGUGGGAAUUUGUGCCUGUUCAGUCCGAAGAGCAUUCGUAUGGUCAAGAAAUCCUCAAUUGAUGUUCCGGUUCAUUCCAAAGCUGCUCAGUCUGGGCUCUGAGCAGACCACUAACUCUAGAGUUUCUUUAAACCUAACCAGGGGCACAGUCUUGCUGGAACAGGAAAGUGCCUUCCCUAAACCGUUUUUUUCCCCUUUAUAUAACUGAUUUAUUACACCUGUUAGUAACUGUUGUGGCUAAAAUUCAAAAUGAGUACAUUUAGAAAAUCAAAGGGGUGUCACAAUACUUUCGUCCAUAUGGUGGACACACAUUGCUUCAAUUAUAAUGGCUCUAGUAUCGACACUUGUGGGACUUCACACGUUUUUUCAGCAACACUAGGUGAUUCCACUGUUUGUCCACGUUGGCUUGGGUUCGAUUCCAGGGCAGCCAGGGUCAGUUCUAUAUGGUCUGUGUGGGUUUGCUUCAGGUGCUCCGGCUUCCGUCAACUAGUCCAAUCACUGCCAGAUUCACGCUCUUACCCUCCACCCCUGUUUGUUUGGAUUGUAUUCUGGCAUAGACGUCUGUGCUGAUUCGGAAAACAGUUGCCGUCAAUCAAUUUCGGACGGUUUAUAAAGUUGCGUAUCACACAUCACACCUACAAAUGAAAGGGUCAGGGGUUGCAGAGUAGCUCAGUAGCGAUCCGUUGGUAUUUAAAGCACGCGGCAGCAGUAAGACGAUAUGUUCAGGAGCGGCCGCAGCACGUACCUGCCAAAUUCAUACCACCGCUGAUACACACACCAGUUUUACAUUGAGAUACAGAUCUCAGAUAAACUGAACUAAAAGUAUGUCAGAAAUGUACACACACUUGGGAAGGAUCAUGUGUGUCAUGGCAUGCUUAAAAUUUAAGUGAUAUGUGCAAUUUUUACUCAAAAAUAGACAAACGGCAGCACAAGUCACUGUCCACAGUCAAGUAAGCCUAAAAACAUGAACCACAUUGGCAUCUUAAGGCUUGGGAAAAAGCUCUUGCUUGGCGGCCUCAAAGCCCAUGGCUACAUCAAUUUUUGUUGUUCCUAUUGCAAUUUAAAGGAAAUUAAUACAGCAACUUAAUUAAAUAAUCACAUUUAAUAAUCACUAACACACUUAAAUAGAUUUUUACCCUUAAAAUCUACAUAUAACAUGUGAUUUGUUAUUAGUUAGUGGUUGUGUAAUAUUUAUUAUUAAUUUUUUAUCUACAGUUUACUGUUAUGCCAGAAUACAAUUCAAACAAACGAGGGUGGAGGGUAACAGCAGGUAUCUUGCGGAUUCAGUUCAUUUUGAUUCAAAAGAAAAAACAUUGCUUAAUAGGACCUAGAAUCGACACUUGUGGGACACUAUACAACACGCAUAACUACUUUCAGCUCAGAUUGGGCUAAAUCACUGACGCCCAAGGAUCAUUGAUGUGGGAGGGAAGCUGCCGUAGCACAAAUCGCUGAAUAUGGUAAUGUUGGGGAUGGAGCUGCAGCCCAGCGCUUCUGGUCUCGAGUUCUACCACCUAGCUUAACUUUGUUGCAGACCAAUUACCUUCAUGGCAACGGUUUCAGCCAGACAGUGCAUCCUGCCACAAUGCAAACAUUACUUAGGAAUGGUUGAGGAACGUGAUGAGUGUCUGAAGUUUCAAGGUGUUGCCUCCAGAUUCCCCAGAUCUCAAUGUGAUAGACACACAAGUCAGAUUAAUGGAGGAGUCUCGAAGCUCUGUGAAAACAAGUGUGUAGUGCUGUUUUAUAUUUAUUUGACUAUUUCAUGUUUCAUAUGGAGGACUUGUUUGACCAAAGCUACUGAACUCCUAUUGACUAAAUAAUUUGUGUAUAUUUUCUUGCUUGUGUUGUCCGUGUUACAGAACGUGCUGUGUAUUGGUGCAUCUUGUUGCCAAAUAUUUGCUCUGUGAUCUGUAUUAAUGUAAAACCUGUUUUUGUUUUGUGUAGAGUAUCAUGUGCUUUAAAUUACUGCUUGUUGGUGCGUUUAGGUGUUUAUAAUGGUUUUCCAAAAAUGGAAUGAUUUUAUUUAAAAAGCACUGGAAGGUAUGGAGGAAAUGAAUGAGCCAAAACAUUAAGACCCCUAAAAAUUUGGAUGGCAAUGCCUAUUGCGUAACAGUUGCAUAUUAUGAUCAGAGAUGUAAAUGUUGAGCUGAUGGUCGCUACUCAUAGUUUAUGUUUUGAUUCUGAUCAGGGAUAAAUGAUUAUGGCCAAAUAAGUGAGUUAAAGCAUCCCCAAAACAGCACGGGAUGUUCACAGAUGUUGUGGAGUAUUCCAAAGAGUCUUAAACUGUUCACAGGUCAUUGGGCAGCCAAGACUCAUUGAAGGCUAUCACAUCUGUUACAGACCAACAGAAGAGCCAUAUGGGAUCAAGUGCCCAUUCUAACUCCUGCCCACUGCUGAGAGUACCUAUAAUGGUAACUGGACAUCUGAGCAAUGGGAGAGGGUUAAUUGGUCCAUUGAAUUCUGUUUCCUCCAAUAUUUUGUGGACAGUUAGGAGAUGGUUCUAGGAUGCACAGUAGGAUCCACCUGUCCAGCAGGUCAGAGCUGUUUUGACAGCUCUAGGCAGGUGGUCCUAAUGUUUUGGCUUACAUUUGGGCAUCAAAUUAUUCUAAAAAAAAACAGAACUAAGAAAACAGUUACUGCUUUCAAUGUGUGGUGUUCAGCCAUGUUUUCUUAAGUUAAGCCAUCAUAGCAAAAGUAUUAAACCACCAUGAUGGACUGCAAAUAACCAAAUGUGCCAAUUAUCUCAGACUCAUAUGUUUAAAUGUUCACCAUUGCACCCCUUUGUAAAAUAAAACCAUGUUCUUAAAAUAAAUGGGAACACUUUAAAGCACAAUAA
Molecule: messenger RNA, 7884 nt
Organism: Trichomycterus rosablanca
Lineage: Eukaryota; Metazoa; Chordata; Actinopteri; Siluriformes; Trichomycteridae
Gene: map3k15
Product: mitogen-activated protein kinase kinase kinase 15
Exons: 30
Coding region: 215-4207 (1330 amino acids)
Biological process (GO): MAPK cascade; cellular response to stress; protein phosphorylation
Molecular function (GO): MAP kinase kinase kinase activity; ATP binding
Source: RefSeq, a predicted model, not a curated record